UGCAGAGGAGACGGACCAAUCAGCACUCUCUGCUCCACCUUCAGUAACUCCCACUCUCCCACUCCAAAUGUGUGUGUUGUUCCCUCCGCAGCUCAGACGUGUGAUGCUGUGCAGAGCCGCUCACUGAAGACGACAACACCAGCUGAGAGGAGUUGUUGGAUGGGUGAUUUUCCAUCAUGCUCAGUUCUGUGUGUGUGACUCUGUUUGGAAUUCUGGGAGUGCUGCUGAUCCCAGGACACACCCAGGUCACACCCAUCUCUGUGUGCGUUGAAGAUGACAGGGACCUGAGGGUGGACUGUCGGAUCGAGGCCAUGACCAACAAGUUUGACAGCUAUGAGUUCUCCUGGUCGUCUGGAACCAGAGAGUCGCUCAUUAACACCAACGUGUCGGGCUCUUCAGCAGAGAGUCAGUUCAAAGACAAAAGCUACGUGGAGCCGCUGCAGCCUCACGGCUACAGACUGACCCUGAGCAGCUUCACCGACACAGCCCGAAACAACACCACCUACAUGUGCAAGAUCAACGGCAAGGCUGCCAGAAUCAGCGUGGAAGCAGACCAACUGGCCCCGUGUUCAGCUGUCAGUCUGUUUCUGAAGACUUCCUGCGUCUGGAUUGUUUCUCUGCUCUUCUUCUUCUAUCACUGUCAAAGCUAAAGAGACACACACACAUCUGACCAUGCCUCACUGUCUGUCUGUCUGUCUGUCUGUCUGUCUGUCCACACCCAUACAUCAUCCCAACAUUAGCACAGCAUGAAACCCCAGGCUUCACUUCUUUCCUCCUACAAGCACUGAAAUAAUACUGACAGUUUUCUUUACGCUCUCUAACACAGAAUGACAAUUACCUUAGGAUGACUCAGCAGAAAUGUAUAAAGGACAAAGUAAACAUAUAUAUAUUAUUGUAUGUGUAUAAAUUCACUGAAUAAAUAAAUACAGUGGAAUGUGUACGUCUGAAAGCUGCAGUGUUUGUUUUCAAUAAAGAGAAGUGGUUUAAAAUCA
Solea senegalensis (Senegalese sole) is the source of this 992-nucleotide messenger RNA. RefSeq names its product thy-1 membrane glycoprotein-like. NCBI's taxonomy places the organism in Eukaryota, Metazoa, Chordata, Actinopteri, Pleuronectiformes, Soleidae. The record is from RefSeq and is a predicted model, not a curated record. The transcript has 4 exons. The coding region runs from base 177 to 650 and encodes 157 amino acids.